UUCACCAUUCGGCUCGCGCGCUCCCAAAUUUCCCCGCCCGUAGUCUCGCCGCCCCUCCCCUCCCCUCCCCUCCGAUCCCCGCCGCCAUGAGCUCCACCUCAUCCGGCCGCCGCGCCCCGUCGACGGCGGCGGCGGCGGCGGCGGCCGCCUCGUCCCCGGGGCAGAAGCGGUCGAGGGACGAGGCCGGCGGCGGGUCCCCUUCGGACCCCGACGCCGCCCCCGCCAAAAACCCUCGCCGCGCCUUCGCCUCCUCCCCGUUCGCCGACUUCGGCAGCUACAUGGCCGCGAAGAACAGAAAGCUCGCCGCGCAGUUCGACGCCGACGCCGCCACCUCCGGCGCGGCCACCGGCGGAUUGUUCAUCGGGGUCUCCAUCUUCGUCGACGGCUUCACCAUCCCUUCUAGCCAGGAGCUGAAGGAGAUUAUGCUGAGCAACGGUGGGCGUUUUGUCAACUACUUCUCAAGGCAUACGGUGACGCACAUUGUUUGCACCAACCUGCCUGAUAGCAAAAUGAAGAACCUGAGAGCAUUCAGCAAGGGACUUCCUGUUGUGAAGCCGGCAUGGGUGGUGGAUUCUCUGGCAGAGAACAGGCUCCUCAGCUGUGCUCCCUAUCAAAUAAAUCAGAAUAGCUCUUCAAGCCGAAAGCAGAUGAAGCUUUCUGCUUUCUUUUCUGAGAAACAAAAUGAAAUACGCCACCAGGGGGAGCAAAACAAUCAAAAUAAGGACAUUGAGUUCCAAUCUUCUUCUGCUCAGGAGGUAUCACAGUUUCAAAGUGGGGAGUUUGGAAGUGAAGUUUCAUUGGAUAAUACGGAGUUAUCAAAGGACUCGUUAUCCUCAGAUGAACAGAUGGCGUCAUCAUUUGAAGAAAGAGUUAGUGGAGAUUUUGCAGUUGAUGAGGGUGAGUAUGAUUGUGAAACUGCAUGUUCAGAGAGGAGGGGUAAUGACAUGGAUGGUAAAUUUGGUGUGGCUCAGUCCCCUGAUGCUAAGUCAAGGUGUUCAAACUUAUGCAGUACAAGCUCCACAGGCAGCCAUUUGUCCAUUCCGCUGGAGAAACGUGCAGCUAAACCUUCUAAUCGGCCACAUUCAACCCUCACAGACCCAAAUUUUGUUGAGAAUUAUUUUAAGUACUCUCGACUGCACUUCAUUGGGACAUGGAGGAAUCGGUACAGAAAGCGCUUCUCAAAUUUACUGGAAGCUAAAAGCAUUAAGUUGAAUGCUGAUCAUUCAGAGAAGAAAACAAUUAUUCAUAUUGAUAUGGAUUGCUUUUUCGUGUCUGUCGUCAUCAGAAAUAUGCCAGAAUUGCAUGAUAAACCAGUAGCAGUUUGUCAUUCAGACAAUCCUAAAGGAACAGCAGAAAUAUCAUCUGCAAACUAUCCGGCACGAAAUUAUGGAAUAAAAGCUGGCAUGUUUGUUAGAGAUGCUAAAGCUCGAUGUCCUCACCUAAUGAUUGUUCCAUAUAACUUCGAUGCAUAUGAGGAGGUUGCUGAUCAGUUCUAUGGGAUCUUGCACAAACAUUGCAGUAAGGUUCAGGCUUUGAGUUGUGAUGAAGCCUUUUUGGAUAUGACUGAAUGCUUGGAUGAUGAUCCUGAGGAAGUAACACGGAGAAUCAGAAGUGAGAUUUUUCAUGCAACUAAGUGUACUGCUAGUGCAGGUAUUGCUGAAAACAUGCUCCUAGCUCGGUUAGCUACCAGAUCCGCAAAGCCGAAUGGACAAUGCUUUAUUCCCUCUGAAAAGGCUGAUGAUUACUUAAGCAAUCUCUCUAUCAAAGCACUUCCUGGCAUUGGUCAUACAGUUUCUACUAAACUGAAAAGCAAAGAAAUUGAAUAUUGUGGCCAACUUCGCAACAUUUCAAAGGAUGCCCUCCACAAGGACUUUGGAAAAAAGAUUGGUGAUCUUUUAUGGAACUAUUGCAGAGGAAUUGAUAAUUCAGUUGUUGGUUCUGUUCAGGAAACAAAAUCUGUGGGUGCCGAAAUCAACUGGGGAGUCAGAUUUAACGACAACAAAGAUGCUGAGCAUUUUCUUACCAACCUCUGCAAGGAGGUGUCUCUACGCUUGCAGGGCUGUGGAGUUCAGGGACGUACUAUUACCCUUAAGGUGAAAACAAGAAGGGAAGGUGCUGGAGAGCCAAUAAAGUAUAUGGGAUGUGGUGACUGUGAAACCACAAGUCGAUCCAUGACGAUUGCAGGUGCAACAGACAGUUUUGUCACUCUCCAGAGAAUUGCAAAACAAUUAUUUUCAGCUCUUCGUCUUGAUGUGAAGGAAGUUCGCGGAGUUGGAUUGUCAAUGUCAAAGCUUGAGCAUGCAGAUUUAGCUCGGGGAGCACCACAAGGGAAUAUGCUUGAAUCAUGGCUUGCUUCACCAGCUGCAAAACUCAAGAAACGCCGCGGUGAGAUGUUGGGGAAUGUUGAUGUCGCAGGGGCUAGCGUCCUGCAGGAUUUGAGAAGAUCUGGACCAUUAUCUAUGGCUGUGACAUCACAUUCAUCAGAAUUGAACCUUAGAAGUGAUAGGUCUUCUGGAGCUCAUAAUGUCGAGCUGCCGCCAUUAUCCCAACUUGAUUUGGAGGUCCUGAAGAACCUGCCUCCGGAAAUAAUGUCUGAAAUGAAUGACAUGUACAAGGGAGAAUUGCAAGGUCUGCUGGACACCCUCAAUAAUGAUAAGGGCAAGGAAAGUAGUUCAAAGUCUCUUGCUUUGCCAGCAGUUACUCAGAACUCUGUACCUUCUGGUGAUGCAAACCUUCAAGGAUACAGAGAUCACAAAGACUCGAUGCAUUUAGAGGAAGAUACUAAGGGAAAAUCUGUUAAACAGCUAUCAGAAGUUAAAGCAGCCAAUGAUGCUUCAUGCUCAAGAGCCUGUGAAUUAGUUCAGAGAACAUCAAAAUGUGUUACACAGCUUGAUUUGAUGCCUGAUUCUCUAAGCCAGGCAGAUCUUACAGUUCUGCAGGAAUUACCUGAGGAUGUGAAGGCUGAUUUGUUUAGCGCGCUUCCAUUACACAGAUCAGGAGAUCCUACAUGCAACGCUUCCAAUGUUUCUGAAAGUAAAUCUCCUAAUGUCAGUGGAGCUGAAAAUAAAUCUCUUAAUGAUGGCAGAGCUGAUGGCCCAAAAGACCCAAGAAUUUUUCUCCCACCAGGAAGUUCUCAGAAAUGGAUCGAACGGCUUAGAGUUAGCAGUUGCCCGAUUCUGAAUGUGAUUGCAGAGCAACACACAGAUUCCAGCUGUAGCCGACCAUUAUCUUCUAUUUUAGAACCUGUAGUUUCAUUCCUACCUUUGUGUCCAACUUCAGGUAGUGAAGAAUGGAAUGAAACACUUUCUUGUCUAUCCGAGCUUCUUAGACAGUAUAUACAACUGAAGGUUGAAACUGACAUUGAAGAGCUUUACAAAUGUUUUUGCCUUCUGAAAAGGUUUGCUUCAGAAUCAGAGUUCUUUCGGGAAUUACACGAUAGUAUUCUUCCUUUUCUACAGGAUUCCGUCAACCAACAUUAUGGUGGGACACUACAUUUCUAGCUUGGUGCUCAGGUUUAAGCCAUUUUGCUGUAGAGGGGAAGAUGCAAUGCCGCAGAAUUAGUUGUGCCUUGUGACCCUUUUAGCUUGUCAGUUGUGGUUCCAAUGCAAAGGCAUGGCCGCGUGGCUUACAUGCAUGGCAACUUUGCAACCCCACAGAACUGCACAAGUCUUCAUGCUGGCAGAUUCCUUUUUGAUGGGCCUGUGAUUAUUUCUCGUAUAAGACAACUGGUAUACUAAGUUUUUAUGGCAUCCACAACAUCUAUAGUCGCUCCUCUCUGUCAUUCAGAAUUUCUGAUGGAUAGUCUGCCCGGCCUUCUGCUGUGAGCCUGUGAUUAACCAACACUUGGAAAAACACAGCAUUUCUGAUGAAUUCUCACAGCCAAAUGAUUCGUAACAUUCAUCGCAAUGAAAUUUACACCUCCUAAUACUUCGAAGGGCUUACUGCAAGCGUGCAGCAUGAUCUUUGAGAUGGGUUAUAGAGUUAAUAUUUGCAUUAUUUGAUAAAGUGUCCGAAACCACAGUAAAAGUCCGUGCACAAUUUUCGGUAAUAUUUCAAUAUAUCCAGGGUAAAGAUGAUCCAUUCAUAGAUGCAACGAAAUACUUUCCCUUGUGUUUGUUUUCGUAUAUAAAAUUAUAAAAAUGUACACACAAACAUAUUCUCAUUCUUUUCAAAAUGGUACAGUUGCUCCAAUGUGGCUUGUGCAACCAACGUGAAGUAUAUUGUGUAUACAGAAAUGCCAAGGCACAGAUGUGGGAAGACAAAUUGAACGCUGCAACAUAUCUUUCAAUAGUUGAUCUUUUAUGUUGCAACUAUUAUUUCCGCAUGUUUCAUGGUAAAUGGUGCAUGAAACAUGGUGUCCAUGUUGCGAUAUCUUGUUUCGAUGUUGCACCGAUGGGACAUCCGGGCCCUAGCAAGCCCGUUGUGUAUACGGCAGUAAAAACCACAGCGUGGAGCUACCAAAUACCAACAGAAGGGCACCAUUGAAAAAAAAAAUGUUAAUACAACGAAUCGAGGCACCAAUGUAACCUUGUUCCGAGUCUUUUUGGAGUCCUGUUCGCUUGUCUCUUGAGUUGAUUGGCUUUUUGAACAGUUUCUCAAGGCUUUCAUGAGAGGAUCCUACAGAUGAAGGGGGGAAUAAGCUCUGAUAUAAAAAGGCAAUCGAAGUGAUGCAAUGGGACAGGCAUUUCAAGCAAUUAAAGAAAUGAAACUCCAAGAAAACAAGAAUGUUCAGCAGCUGUUCUAAGUUUCAUGCUUCCAUGGACCUCAACAACAGGUAGGGAGUAUUAGAUACCAAGUAAGUUGUCAGAUAGACGGCAGCAAGCGACAUACUCACUGAAUUGUCAGAUAACAAGUGAGUACUCACCAUAGCUCGUCUGCUGUACAGAAUAGCUUCUGAAAAUUGACAGCAUAGUCACCCAAGUUGAUCCAGAAUAUACGGUUCAACGUAUACAGACAAAAUUGUCACUGGUCUUCUUUACACUUCCUCAGUGCAUAAUCGAAGCAUCAGCUGAAAAAUAGAAAUGGAGCAUAAGAUCAUGAUGAGAAAACAGAGAAGCAAUAUGCAAAACCAUCUUGCAUACAUGUAACACAUUCUAGAUACAUAGCAAAACAGGUUAGGAAUUCAUAAGUACAAACAUAAAUGAUGGGAUGUGCCUUUCAUUUGGCUAGGUAUGAAAAGUCUUGUUACUGACAGAAUAUCUUGACAAACUUGUGUCGGGACUAUGCUGAUCAAAUGCCAUCGUAACAGGAUGUUGCUUGCCUCAAGUCAGUGCUGUACAUGUAUGCUAUAUUUAGCUUGUUAUAAAUCACAGAUAUCAAAAUUGCAAA
Panicum virgatum (switchgrass) is the source of this 5328-nucleotide messenger RNA. Its product is annotated as DNA repair protein REV1. Lineage: Eukaryota; Viridiplantae; Streptophyta; Magnoliopsida; Poales; Poaceae. The transcript is spliced from 22 exons. The coding region runs from base 87 to 3500 and encodes 1137 amino acids. Gene Ontology annotation, biological process: error-prone translesion synthesis; error-free translesion synthesis. The record is from RefSeq and is a predicted model, not a curated record. Gene Ontology annotation, cellular component: nucleus. Gene Ontology annotation, molecular function: deoxycytidyl transferase activity; damaged DNA binding; DNA-directed DNA polymerase activity.